UUCAGAGCAAUCAGAUCAAUCGCCUGCCAAAAAUCAAAGGAUAAUACUCCACUGCCCAAACAAGAUUUUCCAGAUAAAAACCAGUUUAAAACAAGAAACACAAUGGACCUUAAGCAAUUGUACUCUUGCGUCUGCCUGCUGAUUAGCAUCAUCAUCUGCAAAGUGUCGCAGUCCAGUGCCAAGCCUACCUAUUACGACCUGGAUAGCUACGAGACCUACGACACAGAUCGCUAUGACAGUGGUUCCUACGCCCUGAGCUACGGAAAACCCCUCACGGAUAACCGCCUCAAGAAGCUCAGCCCGGGCUACUACUAUGUGGACGAUGGGUACAUUGCCCCGGUGGCCGCCAGUGCUGGAUACACACGCCGCGAAGACGGCAUCUCGGAGAGCGGAGCCCUGCCCCACAAUGUCAAGUUCACCCCGAUUGUGCGAGUCCGCCAGACGAAGACCAAGCGCAAGAAGCUCUUUGUGCCCAACUUCUUCGGCUAGAAGAUGACCAUCUCACGGUCCAUCUGCCGGGACUGAGAGUACAGACUGAGGAUGAUUAGAAUAGGCUUAGUCGUAGUAUUAGUCGCGUGGCUCCCACACCAAAAAGUACCUUAUACUAUUAUCUAUAUUUUAUACGCGGCCAAAUUGAUGACCAAAUUAUAUUUAUAUACCCAAAACCUA
Messenger RNA from Drosophila ficusphila, 669 nucleotides. RefSeq lists its product as uncharacterized. The coding region runs from base 103 to 489 and encodes 128 amino acids. The record is from RefSeq and is a predicted model, not a curated record. The transcript is spliced from 2 exons. NCBI's taxonomy places the organism in Eukaryota, Metazoa, Arthropoda, Insecta, Diptera, Drosophilidae.